Molecule: messenger RNA, 1020 nt
Organism: Ceutorhynchus assimilis (cabbage seed weevil)
Lineage: Eukaryota; Metazoa; Arthropoda; Insecta; Coleoptera; Curculionidae
Source: the annotation of a GenBank genome assembly
AUGCGAACGACAACGGACCCAGGAUUUGUACAGGCCGAUUCAUAUAAUCUGCCCGAAGUAACAUGCGAAAUGAUAGAUAUAUAUUACGAAGAAAUUGCUGAGUAUUUUAUUGCUGGGGUGCGGAACGUGAAAGCUCAGAGGUAUAGUAUCUUAUGGAUUACUUUUGUAUAUCUACCUAAUGGUUUUGGGUAUGUCCAGUUGAAAAGGGAUCAUCCCCAGUGCAUUGUAAAAGCUCGAAUCACGCCAGAACAUAAAAUUCGAAAACAAAGCUAUUUGGUUAGUGUGUGCAUUGAUGAAGAAUGCCAUAAAGUAAUUGAUGUGAAAUGUAAUGACUACGAAGCGAGCGAAGGGUCCUUUCAAGCUACGGCUCCUAUAAUCAAUUCAGAUCAUUUUCUCCAAUUUGCGAAAACAGUUUUAACGCCCGAAAUAUGCAAAAAAAUUUGUCAAAUAACUAAAACGCAGUCUGAAUGCCCAGAAUGGUUUGCUGCUCGAUUUGGCCGGAUAACAGUUUCAAAACUACACGAGGUUGCACACUGUCAUACAUAUGAUGGGACAACACUAGAGGCAGUACUUGGUGCGCGCAAAUUCACCCCUAGUAAAGCCAUGCGACGAGGCUUAAUAUUAGAAAAACAAGUACUACAAGUACUUUAUGAAGAAAAGAAGAUUUGUGCAAAAAGAUGUGGAUUCACAAUCAAACCAGAAGUGCCCAUAUUUGGUGCCUCACCUGACGCAAUUACGAAGCACCAUUGCAUUGAAAUCAAGUGCCCUUCAAGAGCCGAUACAACAGAAAACUAUUACAAGAAUGGAACAAUAACAGAAAAGUGUUAUGCUCAGGUGCAAUUGCAAAUGUUUCUUUGCGAUAGACAAAAAAGUCUUUUUUGUGUUGCGUCUCCUGAUUUUGAGGAGGAUAAACAAAUUACUACUAUUGAAGUAGCGUUGGAUAAGGCUUAUUGCAGCCAGAUGAUCGCUGAUGCGCUGCAAUUUUGGAAAGAAGCGGUGUUUGCCAAACUAAAUUCUUAG